Paramecium sonneborni is the source of this 8587-nucleotide messenger RNA. NCBI's taxonomy places the organism in Eukaryota, Ciliophora, Oligohymenophorea, Peniculida, Parameciidae. The record is from the annotation of a GenBank genome assembly.
AUGAUUUUAAUAUUCUCACUAUGUUUAAUAUUUAGAGUCAUUGAAGGAUAGUUUGGAACUGUCAAUCCAAUCUAAUAGAACUAUUAAUAUGAAUAUUAAAUGAUUGAUUGGAACAAUUCCUUAUACUUCACAGUUGAAUAAAAAUAUACACCAGCUUCUUACUCCUAUACUAGCUUAUAAAUGAACAAUGCUAAUAAUUAUAUAAUAUUUGCAAUUUAAAAUGGCAAAGUGAGUGAAUCAAAUGUUUCAUAUGUAUUUUUGCAAUAUUUGAAAAUCGAUACAACAAUGAAGACAUUGACACAUUAUUUUGAAAUAAUAACUUAAAAACAAAGCUAUAUUUAAUAAUUCUUAGUUAGUAAUUUAAAUUAUGAAGGUUAUUGGUAUUGUUUAGAAAUAAGAAAUGAUGCAAUUUUAAAAUCGUUAAACAUUACUUUCUAUUAAAGUUCAAAUAAGAAUGUAAUAUUUCAAAAGACUUUUUAAAAUGAAUAUUUUGCCAUUACUGACUAUUUUUCAUUUUAUAUUGGGGAUUCAAAAAUAGUAAGAAUUAAUCAUUAUUAAGUCAAAAUCACUAGGAUACUAUUAGUUUCAAGGAGUCAUUAAGUUUCAAUUAAUAACAUCUUCAACAAGAUUUAUUGCAACAACUUAAAAAACUUGUAGCUCAAAUUCUGGUUAUGCAAUGAGAAAUUAAUUUAAUUUUACGAUAGAGUAGUACUACGAAUUUACAAUAAAAGAAUUAAUUUCAAGAUCAUAUGGUAUUACUACAUGGGUAAAGAUAGAAGAAAAUAAAGGUGUUAACAAUAAUUAUAUAAAUGUAAUGCAUAUAUAGUAGAAUCCAAAUAAAAAUUAUUAAACUUAAAUAGGAGGAAGAAUAGCUUAAGUAGCAUAUUUCAUAAAUUCAACAAUUUAAGUGAUUGAGAUUAUCUACUAAACAUUUUCAUUUCCUUCAAUACCUAAAUUAUCGAAUACUGGUGAUCCAUUAGAAAAGAUUGUUACCUACUAAAUUGGCGUAUAAUAUUCUCUUUAUAAUUGGCAUUAUUUUUCAUAUUCAUUUAGAAAUAAUUAGAUAUCUUUGAAUUUAAAUUUUGUGCAAUAAAACUAUCAAUUUUCAAAAACAAUCACAAAUGUUAAUUAGUUUUCAGAUCUAAUGCUAAUUAUUCAUUUAGGGGGAACACUUGCUGAUAGAAGCAUUGCAUCUGGUUAAUUUAAUCUAGCUUAUUUCUAUACUUGUCUGACAACAUAUACACCAAAAUGUCAUUAUUCUUGUUCUACAUGCACAGGACCUUAAUUAAAUUAGUGUUUAAGUUGCACAACGGCUUCAAAUAGAUAAUUAUCAUUUGAUUUUAAAUGCAUCUGUAAACCUGGAUAUUUAGAUAUAAAUGUAAAUUCAUGUUAUUAAGUUUCAACCUCAACAGUAUAAGACAAUUUAGUAUAAUUAUCAACAAAGAAAGAAUAUGAUUUAGAAUAUCCAAUUAUAGUUUGUAGUUAUGGAUAUUUUAAGUAUGAGGAUGUAUGUUAUGCAUGGUAAUUUAAUUAAAAAUUUUUAGUCCUAAAUUAACAAAGCUGUAUUUUUGUCCAGAAUGCAUUUAAUAUCCAAAUUCUUGGGUCUAUAAUCCAAUUUGUACAAUGAAUUAUCAACAGUAUAAUAAUAGUGAAAAUAAUACAUUUACAUAAGAUAUUAUAGUGCCAAUAUCAAUACUUUCAAUAAAUCUGGACCCUUAUGCAAUUUAUUUGUUUAAUAAUGAAGAAUUAAGUUUUUGUUCCUUUUGUAAUAAUUUGUGUUUAAGUUAUCCAUAUGCCAGUGAUUGUUAAUAAAGUAAUUAUUAUCAUUUAUAAUAAAAAAUAAUGGUGAUUUGUAAAUAUGAUGCAAUUAUGUUAGAUGGAGAAUGCAAAUCAUGUUAAUCAAGUUGCUAAAAAUGUGUUUACAUUAAUUUAUAAUUAAUUUGUUUAGAUAAUUAUCCAACUUAAGUUCUCUAUCCAAGAUGCUAGUAAGUUUAACCAAAUAAAUGUACUCAAUGUUAUGAUAAUGAUAAUUAUUUCUUAAAUAUGGAAUAGAAUGAUUGUUAUCCAUGUUAAAUUCCAAAUUGUAAGUAUUGUUUUCAAUAUUUGAAAUCUGAUAUUAAUUAUAAUACUAUCUUUUAACAUUAACCAUUUAAUUAUGAUCAAGAAGAUUUAUCAGUUGCUUGUGCUUUAUGUAAGAAUGGAUUCAUUUUUAAUUUUGUAUCUGAGUAAUGUGAGAGGAAUGUAUAUCCCUUAGGAAUUUCAUGUUAAAGUUAUUACAUAAAUCAAUAAGGCAAAGAAAUUUGUAUAAUAGACUAAAAUUUUUCAUUAAGUAAUUCUAUUUUAGAUUGCAGAUAAUAUUUAACGAAGUGUUUGAGUUGUAUAAAAAUUCAAUCGAAUUAAUAUUACUGUAUUUAAUGUGAAUCUGGAUACUAUUUACAUUAUUAAUAUGGUUUGUGUAUGUCUUGUCUGGACUAUAAUUCUGUUUAUUAAGAAUGUGAGUAAUACUAAUGGUUUGAACCUUUAUUUAAACUUUAAUUGACUCCUUUCAUUUUUAGUUUAACAAAAUAACAUCCUGGAUCCUAAAUCUUAGACUCUUUAAAAUUAAGAGUUAAAAAAUGCAUCACUACUUAUGAUAUAGUUUCAGAUACUUUAUGUUAAUAAGCUGACUCAUAAAAUUGUGAAUUUUAUGACAAAGGGUGCAGAACUUGUUCAUCUACUAAUGAAGGUACUAAACGACUUACUAUUCUUAAUUUAAAAUGUUCGGAUUGUCCAUAUUUUUGUGAAUAUUGCAAACCUAGGUAAAAUUAGGAAAUAUAUUUAAUUAAUCCUUACCUAAUUACAACUACUCUUACUAAAGAAUUAACUUACAGAUGUCUUCAAAAAUCAACUACUCAUAAUUAUAUAUUUUUUGAUAAUCGAUUACAAUUACCUAGAAGAUGCUCUUUAGAAGUGCCAAAAUGUGAAUUACAUCAUUCUUAAGUAUUUAUUAAUUUAAUUCAUUAAGAAUUUUACAAAUUUUAAAAACUUUUAUACAAAUCAAAUACAACUUGAAUCAUCAAAUAACCAAAAAUAUUAUAAUCUAAGAAGUAGUUCAGGAUUUACUUUUUUUAUCAACUCUAGUUCUACAAAUUUGGUCGAAUAAUCAUUUUUCAAUCUACAUGAUGUACCUAAUAAUUAUAUUUCUUUAAUCUUUAGCCUUAGAACUUCCAAACUUAUUUAUUAUUCUUAAAACAUUUCUUAUGGUUUCAUUUUUGGAAAGCUAAGAUUUCUAAAUUUUUAAGAAAUCUAAUUUAAACAAACAAGUAUCCUUUUUAGUUAAACUUAAUCCUCCAUGUUAGUUUUUGAGUCACUUAGUAUAAUUAGCCUUUUAUUUGAAAACUGUAUUUUUUAGGAUACAAACACCACUUUUAGUAAUUAUUAUGAAAUUUUUGACACAACAACUGUUGAAAGAUCUUAUUAAAUUGCUGUUUAAAAUCCAAACCAAAUUAAUUUCACUAAUGUUCUCUUUUAGAAUAUUGCCUUAUUUAAUACUACUUUUCUAAAUUUAACAAAUAUUAAUAAAUCAAUUACAUAACUUGAUUUCAUAAUCUUAUAGAAUGUAACAUUUUAGAAUUGCUCAUUCUCUUAAACUAAUUUCUUAAGUCUCUUAGAUAUGAAUCAAUAUCAUAACAUUUCUAUAAUCUAAUUGAAAUUUAUAGAUUGUAAUUUUAGCGAGAGUUAUUUUAUUAAUAAUUUUGGUUUAGAAUUAAAGGGCAAUUUUAGACUUUAAAAUUUAGUUAUAAAAAAUUGUUUAAUUAGAAAUUCAGCUCUUAUCACUAUACCAAUUACGGAUAUGACAUCAAUCAUUGAUAUAGAUCUCUAAAAUGUUCAAUUUUAUAAUAGUGAUUUAAUUAGAUUAUCUUCCAAGGCAUUUGUUUAAAAUAUUAAAGUGUGUAAUAGCUUUAUUUCUAAUUCAAAAAUUAUUCAUAAAAUUAAAUCACUUAUUUCUUAUACUAAGGAAGAAUAUUCAUUUGAAAAUCUUUAAAUUUUUGACUGUUAUUAUUAAGAAUUUAACAUUAUAUCUAUUCCCUAAUAUAGUUUUGAGGAUAUAAGAGUAACUUUAAAAAAUAUUUAAAUAUACAACUUACAUUCACUUAAUUAAAACUUAAAUUUUAAUUUCUAUUUUUUUUAAUUUCAAGUUACUCAGAUUAUAAUGGAAUAUAUUAAAUUGAUUAGACAACCAGGGUCUAUUGAAUUUUUUAUAAAGAAUUGUGAAUAUGUAUCCAUUUCAGAAGUUAAAAUAAUUUCAAAUAUAACAAAAAUUUCAUCAAAUAUGAAUAUAAUAAAGGAAUAAUCUUUAAACACUAUUUUCAUAAUUGAAGCAUAGAUAAUAAAAUUAAAUCAGAUAGUGUUAUAAGAUUAAUUAAGUGUUAAUGUGAUUUUUUUUUAAUUAAAUCUAAUAAAAUUGCAAGAUAAAUUAGAUGCAUGCUUAAAAAUCUAAAAUAUAAUCUUUGAGAAUAUUCAAUUGAUUAAAGUAUCAUUUUCAGAAAUUUCAACUAUAUUUUAUAUAACAAGCUUGAUUAAAUAAAAUAUAUUCAUUACAAAUUCUCAAUUUAAUGGAAUAUUUCUCAAUGAAUUUGUUUAAGAUACAAAAAUUUCUUCUGCUGCUAUUGCUGUAAUUGUUUCAGAAUUAAGUAUGCUCUAAUUAGAACAAAAUUAAAUUAAUGAUGUUGUUGUCUUGAACUCAAGUAAUUCAAUUUUCUUAAUAUAAACUUAUUAAACUAUAUUACUUAAUAUAACAAGUGUAAAUAUAAAUUAAGUUUAAUCUUACAUCAAUAAAUAUUAAUAAGAAUAAAUAUUAUAAUUUGAUUUAUUAGGUGCUUCUGCUCUUAUAAACUCUUAAGGUGGCUUAUUUAAUUUUUAAACUUAAUAAUUAAUUAUAAAACAAUGUCAUUUUGAAAAUAUAAUUGGAUUAGAGGGAGGAGUGGUAAGUAUAACAACUAAAUUUUUUGGAUUGAUAGAUAUUUAGACAACAAUUUUUAAUAACUCAUCAACUAAUGUUUAAAGAAGCUAAGAAGGAAGAGGUGGAAGUAUAUAUAUCAAUUCAGAAAAUUCCUACUUAAAUUUAUUUAUUAAAGAUUCUAUUUUUUUGAAUUCUACUAGUGGUUUAAAAGGAGGUGUCCUUUAUAUCAAACCUUCCAAAUAUCAAUGUCAAUUAAAAUUAUAAAACGUUACAUUUAAAGAUGUCUUUGCUGUUUUCUAUUCAGCAAUUUUCUUCUAAGUAAGUAAUACAAAUAUUGAUUCUAUUUCUUCUAUUGAAUUAAUUGACAUAGAAAUAGAAAAUUCACUUUAACAAUUACUUUUAUUUUUUAAAAGUUAUUCAAUAGAUUUAAAUAAUUAUUAGAUAUAUCAAGAAUCAGCUAUGUUUUCUCUUCAAAAUGUGUACAAAUAUAUUCUAUUAUUUUUAGAGUAAUAUCCUUGUAUGAUUUUAAGGUAUCUGGAUACUUUGCUUAACCAAUUCUUUAUCUUAUUUUUGCAAAAAGACUCUAUUUGGAAAGAAUAGUGGUAUACAAUUUAAAUUCUUUUUUAAGUCAUCUUAUUUAUAUUGAAAAUUUAUCAUGUAAUUUGAUUUAAUUAUCAUAUUUAGCUGUGAAAUCGGCUCUUUAUAUAAAGUCAACUCUUAUUAGUAAUUUUAAUGAACUUGAUAUGAAUAAAAUAAAUAAGUUUAAUAAUAUAGAAAAAAUAAACCUGAAUAUCUUUAAUACAAAUGAUAUAACAAAUUUCAGUUCCUUAGUAGAAAUAGAUCUUAAUAACAAUAUUACUUCAGCUUAAGUUGUGUCUAUGUAACUGUAUAAUAAUAAUUGUAAAGCUUGCUAAUUAGGAUUACUUUAUAUUAACAAUAAAUAAUUAGUCCACAAGAUUAAUUUAAUUAAUUUAUAAUUUUUUAAAAAUAUUUGUGGUUUAGGAUCAUGUUUAUGUUUGAAUUCGAUUAUUAGUUAAAUUUUUCACUUAAUAACCAAAUCAAUAUUUUCUCAUAAUUCUGCUUAAAAUGGAGGGGCUAUAAAUUUAUCUAAUUUCAGAUUAAAAAUUCACAAAUCAGUUUUUUUAUCAAAUAAUGCUCUUGUUUCUGGAGGAGCGAUAUAUUAUAAAACAGUAGAUAACUCUUAAUUAUUAGAAUUUAAGGAUGUAAGUUUAAUUAGUAAUCAAGCUGAUAUAGGUGGAGCAAUUUAUGAUAAAACCUUAUUUAGUUUAAAUUUGAUGACCAUUUUAUUAAUCGAUAACAAGGCAUAUUAUUUUGCAAAUAAUAUUGCAACAGAACCAACUGAACUAUAAUUAUAAAUAAAUAAUAAACCUACAAUUAAAUAAAAUCUGAAGGAAGGAAAUAAGACUAUAUAGAUUAUUAAAUAUUUUAAUAAAUCAAAACCAGCAAAAUUUAUUUAUAUGCCUAGUGGAAUUUCGUUAAGUAAUUACUAAAAAUUUAAUUUUAAAACAAGUUCCUAUACUAUUUUAAAUUAUAGCUAUAUACUUUAAUCUAUGAAUUGUCUGAAUGAAUAAAUUUUUGAUUUAAAGCAGACUAAAUGUCUAUUAAAUGUAAGCCAAAUCUUUUUAGAUAAAUUAAUUUAACUAUCAAAUAAUUCUGAAAUAAAAAGUAUAAUAUUUAAUGAGUUUGAAUAAAAUUAUGAUCUUAAUGAUUUGAUAUUUAUUUUAGAUCCUUAUUUAUCUGAUUAAUCUUACUUAUAAGUUGAUAUAUAAUGUAAUAGUAUUGUAAGUAAAGAAUAUUAAAUGAGAUUCUAUUUAAAAACUUUUGUUUGCCAAAUUGGAGAAUAUUUUGAGAGCUAGAAAUGCAUAAAAUGUGAUAAUAUUUAGGGAUUUUAUUCAGUUGAAGUAAAAAGCACAUCAUGUUCUAGAAUGAAUAUCUAAAUGAUUAAAAACACUACUGGUGCUAUGAUAGAGCUUUAGCCAGGUUAUUGGAGACCCUCUUUUAGAUCUAAUUAUAUUGAGAAAUGUAAUAAAUAUCCAAUUAGAUGUCUUGGUGGAUGGGAUGUAUCUGAUAAUUCAUGUGCCAUUGGAUCACAUGGAGCUUUAUGUGAAGAAUGCGAUUUAUUUAAUAUUAGAGGGCAAGGAUCUUAUUUAAAUAACAAAGAAAGUUAUUGCUAAAAAUGUGGAAGAUUUAGUCUCUAAUUAAUAUUCAUGAUUUUAGAAUCUCUAUGGAUCAUGUUACUAAUUAUUUUAACUGUUAGAAGUAAUACAUUAUCAAAUAAAUAAUUAUUUAAAUUUAAAUGUUUAUAUCGUCAUUAUCAAACCAUUUACAAAUAAAUGAUGGAUUAAACAAGCACUCUAAUUAAAAUGACUAAUAAUAAUUUUUAAAUAUUAUCUUUAAUUAGCACUCUAUAAAUAACUAUAUUUUCAAAUCUAUCAAAUAUUGUCUUAUUUUUAGGAGAUUCCACUUAUUUAGUAACUUAUCAAUUAGAUUGCUCUAUUCCUUCCUUAGUUACUAUUCAAUAUGAAUAUACUCAUUUUAUAAUUAUUUUGUUGUUACCUUUAUUUCAUUUUGCUUGUUGUUCCUUUUUGUUUUUAAUCAUACUUAUUAAAAAAUAUGUGACAUUUUCAAAAUCAUAUAUCUUUUCCUCUAUAAUCUAUUUAUACUGUUUAAAUUUAUAAAAUAUUAUGAAAUGGUAAUAUUAUUUAUUUUUAUUAUUUUAGGGGAGUUUCUUUAAUUACAAAACGUCACUUAUCAGGGAUUGAUUGGAUAUAAGCUAAUGUUGCUAGUAAAUUUGAUACUGAUUCACAUAGAAUUUGGUCGUAAAGAUUUAUUUAUCCAAUUUUAAUUUUUAUCGGAUUACUAAUUCCUGCUUUUUUAUUUUUUUAAAUGAGAAAAAUUAAAAAUUUUUUAGAUGAUAGAAGUUCCAUUUAAAAAUUUUCAUUCUUAUAUAAUGAAUACACAUCUAAAUCAUAUUAUUGGGAGAUUUUGAAAAUGUUACAAAAGAUAUCAAUAAUUUUAAUUGUUAAUUAUUUUGAAUAAUAAAUUUUAAUAAAGGGUAUUUUUAUGUUUCUUAUUGUCUUAAUUUACUAUAAACUUUGUUUAGAAAUUUAACCUUAUAAAUUAUAAUCUAUAAGUUAAAUUGAUGGGAAAAUUUCCUUUUUAUUAUCAAUCACAUUAAUUUGUAGUCUUUUAUUAUACGUAAUUUAGUAAGAAGAAAUAAAUUAUUUAAAUUAUCCAACAUAAAUUAUUAUUUUAUUUCUAAUUUACAAAUAGACAGUAUUAUUAUUAAAAAGAAUUUUUGUUGUUUAUCUUUAAAGAUUAAAUUUAUAAUUAGAUUCAUUAAGAAAAUUAAUUAUUUUUAAAUUUCCAAAAGUUAAUAUUUAAUAUGCAUGUUUGAAACCUUAUUUGAUGUUAAGAAAAGAAUAAGAAGAGAGAAUAUAAAUGCGAUUUAAAAUGAUAAGAUAAUUUUUCAAGACAAAAAACAGAUAAAUCAAAGAGAAAAAUAUGUAUCUGAGCAAUACUUAUAGAGAAUCAAGUCUAAUUGGAUUUCAUCACUCGACUUUUAGUUCAAGUCGCCCGCUUUAUACAGCUGAGCAUGGGCAAAUAUUAAAAUCAAAUGAAUGA